Messenger RNA from Pelobates cultripes (western spadefoot toad), 32129 nucleotides. NCBI's taxonomy places the organism in Eukaryota, Metazoa, Chordata, Amphibia, Anura, Pelobatidae. The record is from the annotation of a GenBank genome assembly.
CGGGGAGCUUCCGCUGCCCCACCAGGGCCCGCUGAUUGGCCGAGCCGCCAGUCCCUCUGGGACGUUCUCGGGAGGUGUGUGUGGCGCAGGAGGAUUUUCCCCGUUGUCUCUCCAGGUUCCCGAGGCGUCAUGGCGGAUACUGCAGAACGUGACGGCGGCACAGGCGGAGACAGCAUGGAGACGGACACCAAGGAGAGCGAGUCGGCGGGCACGGCAGCGCCUGAGGACGGUGGGGGGUCCCGGGCUGAGGCUGGGGAGAGCGAGGACGAGGAGGACGUGUUCGAGGUGGAGAGUAUCCUGGACUCCAAGAUAGAGGAGGUGAGUGAAGGGAGCCCCCCUACUGCACUCCUAUAUACCCCUACUGCACUCCUCCUAUAUACCCCUACUGCACUCCCCCUAUAUACCCCUACUGCACUCCCCCUCUAUACCCCUACUGCACUCCUCCUAUAUACCCCUACUGCACUCCUCCUAUAUACCCCUACUGCACUCCCCCUAUAUACCCCUACUGCACUCCUCCUAUAUACCCCUACUGCACUCCUCCUAUAUACCCCUACUGCACUCCUCCUAUAUACCCCUACUGCACUCCUCCUAUAUACCCCUACUGCACUCCUCCUAUAUACCCCUACUGCACUCCCCCUCUAUACCCCUACUGCACUCCUCCUCUAUACCCCUACUGCACUCCCCCUCUAUACCCCUACCGCACUCCCCCUCUAUACCCCUACCGCACUCCCCCUCUAUACCCCUACCGCACUCCCCUAUACCCCUACUGCACUCCCCUAUAUACCUUUCUACCGCACUCCUCCUAUAUACCCCUACCGCACUCCCCUCUGUACCUCUUCUACUGCACUCCCCCUGUACCCCUACCGCACUCCCCCUCUGUACCCCUACCGCACUCCCCCUCUGUACCCCUACUGUAAUAAGACCUCCUACACUCACUAAUGGCUGAGCAUCAUGGGACUUGUAGUCCACACCAGCUGAGAGUGCCAAGGCUGGCUGUCCAUGGCUGCUAACCUUUGGCACUCCAGAUGGUUUGGACUACAGCUCUCAUGAUGCUUUGCCAGCAUUCUAGCUGUAAGAGCAUUAUGGGAGAUGCAGUGCACAACCUCCCCCUCCCCCCUUGCUAGGGCUUAGCCACAAACACCUUGUUGUCAUGGACUGCACAUUAAAAGUGCUGACAUGCAGUGGGCAGCAUUCAUAUGCUACAGGAAGGACAUAAAAGAGCUAACCUUGUCAGUUCCACUCAGGAAUCCUCCUUUAUUCAUUCAUGAGAUGGCCUUCCUGCUGCGGCAUACUGCAAGGCAAUCCUUUUCAUGUACUGUUCAUAAGCAUGCGUCUUUACGAUAUGUCGUACAGCGCUACGGAAUCUGAUGGCGCUAUAUAUAAAUCAUAAAAUGUGUCCAGGAAAGCAUUGUUUAUUUUGCUGUCCUUUCACUAAAGUAAGUGACCCACUCCCCCCCUGGAGGUCACUAUGGGCUGCCACAGUCUGCCUCACAUUUUUUUUUUUUUUUUUUUAAAGCCAUGGUGGAGCAAAAUGACCUCUGGGAGUCAUGGGGUUGAUCUGUGCAGUUAAGUCGGGAGCAGGCUGCAAAACUGGGAUUAGUUGCAAUAUCUGUCAUCAUCCUGGGAGAUGGUUUGAGAGUAAUCCCCACAUAGUCUAGCCGGGAGCCAGCCUGCCAUUAAUCAGUGUGCACAUUUGCCUGAUCUGGGAUUUUUAUUUUUGCAGAUGGAUUUUGUAUUUCGCUAUUGGUCCACACAUCCUUUUUUCCCACCCCCUCUUUUAUCAGUGAACCAAUACAGAUAAGUGAAGGGGGAGAAGAGAAUAUUUGCAGGUCAGACAGUGACAUCAGAGAGCAGGGAGUUGCCUUGGUUAUAUUAACUACUUGUAGUCCCUCUUUGUAUCUAAAGCUAGACUAGUUGCAAAAAAAUAUGGAUAGUCCUUUAUUUCUCUGUCUUUGAGUAUCCCCAUAUUUUGACAUUGCACACGUGAUAGUGUUUAUUGUUUCGUUUAUUUUGAAUUACAUGUACAUGGUUUGUGAAAUAAAUUAACAUUUUCCAUCCUUGUACUUAUAAAAUGUUUAAGAAUUGUUUCAUUUUUUUUUUGCUUUGUGGCCUUAUUAUUUAAAGCAAUAUAUGGGUUUAUCUAAAGCGAUAUAAGGUUCACAACAAACUAAGCUAAGUUGGUGAAUUUUUCAAUUACCGUAAUUUUGACCUUUUAAUUUUAAAAAUCCCAAUAUAGUGAGUAAUUUGGUAAGAGUCUUGUUCCUCUGUAGUAUUGCAGAUGAACCCUAUGCCCCCAGAAUUGCGGACAGUGUCAUUGUGACUGUAGUACACAAUAGCUAAGGUGCCAAAUGUUGGCCACUUCUGCACCGUAGCUUUUGUACUCCUUGUUAUUCCUGGAGUGUUACAUGACCCUCUAUUAUUACAUUUUGUGUUGCACGGUACAGCUGCAUACAACAGCUGGAGAGGUCAUAGAUUUUUUAUGAAGGUGUUUUCUAUAUUUGUUUAUUUUGUAACUAAACUGUUAAUUUAAAUGCAUUGUUGGUUAAGAGCACAAACUGCUUUUAACCGUUUUCACAAUAAAGUAAUAUAAACGUCUGUUAAAUGUUACUUUGAAUUUUAAGAUGUUAAAGGGUUACUCCAACCCUUAAGAAAAAUCCAAAUUUAAAUAAAACCCGAUUUUUGGGUGAAGUAACCCUUGCCCCUCCCCAUAAAAGUUACAAAGAUAAAAUAAAUCUAAAACGUACACAUGCUGUGCGUGAUGACAAAUAUCCCAUAUACACACAAUUGACAACCAGCCUGGACCUCUUUUUUCCGUUCUCACUGACGCUCUGUCGACGCUGCCAGAAAUGGCAUCAAUGACGUUAAACUAUGUAUGUGCAGAGUUUUAUAAUGAAAUGCUGCACAUACAGAUUCCAGUUCAUAUCACUGAGUAUUCCGUUUAAUUACUGACUGAUGUAAAACUUUGUGUAGUUUGCCCAUAUUUAUAUUUGUGGUUGUGUUGUUGGCUGCCUGUCAAAACACACCGCACGUACAUUUCAUGGGCUCUCUUAGCAGCUGUCAUCAUCUGGUUCCUUAGCAUUGAGCAAAAGUAAUAACUUUAUUUGUGAUCUGACCACCACUGUAAAGGACCAUGAUUUGGCUGUAUGUCACCCACACAAAUGCAGAGACUUUUGAUGCAGAACACUUUACUUUUAAAAGAUGAAUAUAUUUAAUCUUCCUCCCUGCUCUCUUCGAUGACAUCAAAGUAUGCUAAUCUGCUUUUGUGCAGAGUCUGGUGUGUACAAGCUGGAGCGUAAAGCUGUCAGUCGCUCACAUGACUCGGCUAGUGUGUGAGCUGCUAUUUACUGCUGUGAAAAUAUUAGUUCUUUGUAUUUCAACCCUGUCUUAAAGGGCCUCUAUAGUGCCAGGAAACAUACUCGUUUUCCUGGCACUAUAGUGCCCUGUGGGUGCCCCCACCGUCAGGGUCCCACUCCUGCCGGGCUGGAUGGCGAGGAAAGGGUUAAAUCUUACAUUUUUUUUUUCCAGCGCCGGGCGGGGAGCUCUCCUCCUCCUCUUCGGCUGAAUGCGCAUGCGCGGCAGGGGCUGCGCGUGCAUUCAGCCAGUCUCAUAGGAAAGCGUUCAUAAUGCUUUCCUAUGGACGCUUGUGACUUCUCACUGUGAUUUUCACAGUGAGAAGCACGCAAACGCCUCUAGCGGCUAUCAGUGAGACAGCCACUAGAGGCUUUAGAGGCUAGAUUAACUCUAUUAUAAACAUAGCAGUUUCACAGUAUAAACAUAGCAGUAGCACAAUUUUUACACAAAUCUGGCAUUAACUGGACACGAUGACACCUAUCAUACUCCUAAGACUCUCAGGCAUCCAGUACAUGCUGGGAUUGGUGAGAUCACAGCAUUUACAUAGCUGUUCCUGAUAGGAGUGACACUCCUAUCACUGUCAGCCAGCCCAGUAGGUUAUGCACAGUCUCACCUCCCUGCCUUCAGCUGGGCUCUGCAUGCAGUAACUCGAAGGGAUAAGGUAAUGAUGUGGUACCUUAUUGACUGGCAGCUGGAGUUUCCGGGUACAAAGACGGCCCGCAGUAACUAGGAGAUGUCAUUUAAUGAUAUUACAGAUAACUUAGUCACAAGACUGAUACUGAUAAUCAUAAAUCUCUCUAGUAACUGAUCAUUGGUCUUUCCCUGCUAGGCAUUAACUAUUGUCUAAUGAAAUCAGAGUUGCAAAAUAUAGUUUAAAAUACCCCAAUUACCUGCAGAAUGUUUCCAGAUCAGCUCUUUUUUUACCUAAAUUUUGUAAUUUGGUUUUCCAUUCUCUAUAAUUUGAUGUCUAAAGGAACACUUCAAGCUCCAUAACCAUUACACCCUGCUGUACCGGUUCUGGCAUUGUCCCUGGGUUAGUAGUCAAGCCGUUUGCAAACCGUUUCACAAUUUGCUGAGCUAAUCCCUGCAGUGCAGGCUCAGUUGAUUGGCUGAAAGUGUCAGUUUAAUGCUCUCAGCCAAUGAGCUAAGCCUUGGUUUGCUGGGAUAGCUCCGUGGUGAGAGCUUCUGGCUCUCCGGGAGGAGAAGAUGACUGGCACUUGGUAGACCCCAUGUAAGUUGUCAAACUAUUUGCAAAUGGCUUGACUACUUACUCUGGCAUAUGUCAGGAUAUGCCUGGCACUAUAACUAUUUACAGCAUGCUGUAGUGGUUAUGGUGCUUGGAGUGUUCCUUACAUUUUAGUAGGAGUGCAUUCUAGAUCUAGUUUUUAACCCCUUAAGGACACAUGACGUGUGACAUGUCAUGAUUCCUUUUUAUUCCAGAAGUUUGGUCCUUAAGGGGUUAAAGGGACACUAUAGUCACCUGAACAACUUUAGCUUAAUGAAGCAGUUUUGGUGUGUAGAACAUGCCCCUGCAGCCUCACUGCUCAAUCCCUUGCCAUUUAGGAGUUAAAUUCCUUUGUUUAUGAACCCUAGUCACACCUCCCUGCAUGUGACUUGCACAGCCUUCCAUAAACACUUCCUGUAAAGAGAGCCCUAUUUAGGCUUGCUAGACCCUGUAAAAGCCUCCUGUAUGUGAUUAAAGUUCAAUUUAAAGAUUGAAAUACAAAUCUGUUUGAAAGUGAAACCAGUUUUUUUUUUUUUUGUUUUGUUUUUUUUCAUGCAGCUAGCUCCUGUCAAUCAUAGCCAGGUGUGGCUAGGGCUGCAUAAACAGAAACAAAGUAAUUUAACUCCUAAAUGACAGUGAAUUGAGCAGUGAAAUUGCAGGGGAAUAAUCUAUACACUAAAACUGCUUUAUUUAGCUAAAGUAAUUUAGGUGUCUAGUGUUCCUUUAAUCUGUAUCUGACAACUGAUAAAAUAAGACUAGUCUUGUGAUUUUUUUUUUUUUUUUUCUGCCCAAGGAUGUUGGGAGUUACAUUCUAGCAACCCAGUAGCUCCUUUGCAUCUUUUUUAAGAUAACCUCAGGAAGAGUAUAGAGUGGUUGGAGAGUGUAACCUGGAAAAGAGGUCAGGUUGCCUAUUCAGAAAUAUAAAUAUAUAUAUUAUAUAUAUAUAUAUUCUCCCUAGUUGUUACGCAGAGAGUAAUUUUUAAUCUGUACACAAUAUAAAUAGUUCAUCAUAUAUGUUUUAAAUCAUAGCAAUGUAAUGAAAUUUAAACAAUAAGUUUGUUUUUGUUUGUUUAUUUUAACUGUUAAACCAACCCCAAAAAAGUGUUUAAUGUUUAUAUAAUUUUGCUCCAUGUUGUAUAAAGAUACUCAAACAAUAUCUCAAUACAAUAUAUAGCAUGUGUAUAGACCAAGCAAUAUCCAUAUUGAGAUGCUGACGUGCUUAAUUUGUGAAGAUUAUGUCCAGAUUUCAAUCGAAAAUUGCACAUGGAGGUUUUUUUAGUGUUGUGUUUUUUUUUAGAUAAAUUAACCUUGUUACACCCCACUGGCUGUUGGACAACUGGUCCUGGUAGUUUAGCACAGUGAAGCUGUCCUCACAGUUUAGACAAUUGCCCAUGUCUUGCAAAGACUUCUCAUUAAAUAGCAUUGGAAAGUCUGUGGUUGGAUAGCCAAAGAAAGUCUGAGCUGGGGAAGAAGGGGAUAGCUUGCAAAGGUUUCAGACAGUAGAUCUGUAGCUUUUUCAAGCAGGUUUAAUAGACGUCCUGUGAAAAAUGCAUAAUUAAGUGUGUGUUUACAUUGGGGGUAUAUCUGCUAUGCAGCAAUUUUUAUUUUAUUUUGGAUUUGGGCUCUGGAGAGUUAUUUUAACGUUGUUUUGCUUGUUCCCUUCCAUAUAAGACAUGUAUAGGCUGUAAUAUAACUAAUGGUAUUUCUUAAUUUUGUUCCCUCCAGCCAUGAGGAAGGUUUAGUUAGUGCUUGAACGCUUGCUGCACUAUGCACACUGCUAAAUAAAACUCAUUCAUGGCUAGCCGGUGUAUAAUUAACAGGCUUAUCCUAUCUGCUUCUGUUUUUACUUGUGUUUUUUUUUUUUUUUUUUUAUUCUUUAUUUUUCGUGCAGAAAAUUACAAAACUGGUCUGCAAUGCCACGACAGAAAAACAAACCAACAUAGUCAAAACCGUUAUACAAUGUCAUGGCAAAUAAGAGAAGUGCACAUUUUUAUAUAUAGUAGUCAUGCUUAUUCCGUAGAUUUAUAGUUAUAUAGUUAUAUAGCAUCCCUGCACCUUGUUAGUAGUAGUAACUGAGAGCAUGAGUAACUUUAUGCAGGGAAUGAAUGAAUGCUCAGGCUAGCAGUAAGAUAUUAGGCGUUUCAGGAUGGCUCACCAGUAUACAGGCGGUAGUUGAGUGCUUAAUAUACCAUUACUUAUGUAGCUACAAUGGUUUGUACCAGCAAUGCUGUAUAUAUUCUCAAUAUGUAUAAGCUACGUGUCUGAAUUAUUGGGGAGACUUAAUAGGCUGCAUUAAGCUGAUGGAUGGCCAUGGGGGCCUAGGAGACAAAGCGUACUUUAUCUGGGCAGUAACCUGCUAAAUAAUAACUGUUAAACAUUAAAAUAGAGGCAAUCAUCAGCCCGCUACCCAGUUGUGGGGCAAAGUAUGUCCCCCAGUCCUUCACGACCUGGCUCUCUGGUCUGCGGGUCUGGAAUGCGUCCAUAUGAAAGGUAAGGGUGGUCGGCAGUUGUGGCUGGUCCGGCAACAGGUAGGUAGGUAGCGCCAGUCUCGGAGGCUCAGAGAUUUAGCCAAUGCCUCUACUGGGCCACUUCACGCAGUCUCUGUGAGCUGAGCCUCUGUGGACUCCAGCCCCCACCGCCUCCGUCGGUCUCCAAUCAGUGCCAGCUCUCCACGCAGUGUACAGGUUCUCUCCUGGGUAGGUCAGGGUGCUCCGUUCACUGCGGGGUCUUAGGCCGUAGGCGACUUGGUGGGGGUGUUGGUGUCUCAUUUUGGAAGAGGGUCUCCGCAGGGGGUUCCUGCGGACGGGCUUAACCCCUGGAGUUGACCGCCGGGCUUGCUUCCUCCUCCGCCUGGGUGCCACACCAAUCCGCUCCGAGUGGGUUGACACUGACCUUUUGAGGUGUAGGAGGUGAGUGGUGUGGCAUACUUUCCUCUGCUGCCGCUCCUCGAGUCUCUGCCAGAAUUCCUCCAGAAUUUUGUCCAGCUUAGCUAGGGUCGAGGCUACCGGGUCUUGUGGCAUGGUGGGUGGCCCGGCAUCCGCCAUCUUAGGUCGGCUAGGGGGACAGGCCUCCCUUCUCAGCCCAUGCCGGGCGACAGGGCCAUCGGUGACCAGUGAGUGUAGCUGGGGUGAUGGUGCUGGGGUAAUCCCCGCCGGCAAGGGGGGGAACGGGAUCCCGUGCGGAUUCAGCUUGUUCCAGUGGGAGGAUAAGCGGGGAGAUCGGCCGCUUCUCCCGCGCUCCCACCCCCAGGUAGGCCGCAGUGGCGUUUCAGUUUUAAUCUGUUUGGCUUGCCUCAGUUAGGUUUUAGAUUAAAGCAGGAUUGCGUGUAGGCUGCAUCCAGCGUUCAGAUUGCUGUUUUGGGGCUAGCUUGGGUGAGUUUUGUAAAGGUUUUGCAGAUUCUCUAUCAGAGCACACUACACAUGCAGCCAUUCAGUUUGCAAGCCAGGCCCCGCCCCCUACUUGUGUUUCAUGUGUUGCAUGGGCAUGCUCCCAGCAUUUCAUAGCAUUUUGCUUGAUUGGCUAUAUGUAUUUUUUGGGGGUUUUAUAUAAGACUGACUCUCAUUUGAGAGUGUUUUUAUAUUAACAUUUCCACUCUUGUGCACUUUUAAGGUUAUUUGGGGGAUUGAAAUGUACAUAUUCUUCAUCAAUGUGCAGAAUCAGAAAUAGGUUCUAAAAUUCCGAUAGAAAUUUGGCUUGAAUAAUACAUUUUUUGUUUUGCUUUUUGAAUUACUACAACAGCAAUGUGCAGCAAUUCAUUUCUUCCACCUAUAAAGUCACUUGUAAUCCUUUUAUUUUUGCAGGGUGAAACGUUAUAUCGUGUCCGGUGGAAGGGAUAUGAUUCUGAUGGUGAUACCUGGGAGCCAGAGGCCCAUCUGGAUGACUGUAAAGAAGUUCUUCUUGAAUUUAAACGCAAACAAGCGGAAAGUAAACAGAAAUCAGCCAAGAAGGAAACACCUGUAAUUAUCACUCCAAAUGAUCGAAAUGAAUGCACUUUAGCCUUUUAAAUCAUGUUUCUUUUAGUACCUCUCUAUAAUUCCAUGUAAUCCUUUUAUGGUUGAAACCCAAUAAUUUGGUUAAAGAAUAGGCUAAAAGGGAUUAUCAUGCAUUACAGACAGACAUUAGCAUAAAGGGAAAUUAUGCGCUGCAGGUUGACAUUAUAACAUACAUAGAAAUAUUUCUAAGGAAAUUACAUAACCAAAUAGCUGUAACAAUUAUCCAAUGUUUUUACUAUUUUCAUUUUGUUGGGGGUUACAGCCCAUCUGAUGCUGUGAAGGCAUCAGGCCCUACUAAUGUUUCUUGUUUGGAGGAUAUAUGAUACUGUGGAAAGUAUACCUCGGUGUAUAUGUACUUUAACUACAUUAUGGAUGAAGAUGCUCAGUUGCAUCAUGGAAAUAAAUCCGUGCUGGCACCUAAAAGUCGUGCUGAGAUACUGAGCUCCAGAUACUAGUAAACAUUUUCACCACACAAUAUACACAUUUGAGCAUUAUUGUUAAUAGUAUUGUGAUAUUCCUGGGAUGUGGGAUUUGUAUCGCCAGACACCCAGGAGUUUAGGUGCAAGAGGGAGGACAAUGUUUGAGGUAUGGAGUGUUAGCGCUUCUUUCUCAGAAGAAGCUCAAUCCGCUUUUCCGGCAUGCUCUUGUGAGUCAGAGUGCAGAGCUUGGGACUCCCCGCAUAAUCUCUGGUCUCGGACUCAGUGAGCUCCAGAACUGCGAGGAGCAGAAUUGCUGAGGUGUAGAUCUGAGGUCCGUGAGGCAUGUACUCAAAUCUAUUGAAGCCCAAAAGAUUUGUCUUAAUGACUGGUGAGCGUAAGAGAUCCAGUACACGCGCACACACACACCAUGUAGCCAACACACACACACACCACAUAGCCAGCGUGCGCCCACACACUCACCCACUCCAUAUAGCCGACUUACACACUAUGGGGGAGGACAGAGGGAGAGACACUAAACUUCAAAUUUUUGCACAUUAAUGCCGAAUGGAGGAAAUAGCCUGUUAUGACACUAGCUGAGUUAGUGUAUUUUUCUAGAUAAGCUAUUUUGGUGUCAGGUUUUUUUUUUUUCUCUCUCAGAUUUCAUCUGGGAAAUUGAAUAACCCUACCAUUGUCCAGGUGUAAGCCUGGUCCCCAAACUUUCUAAUUUUAACAUUUUGUUUCAGGACAAGUAAAUUGGUUUUCCACUUUAGUCCUUUGGACAAGUUAUUUAUUUUUAGUUUCUACACCCCUGCUGUAGGCAUCCAGACAUAUCCCUGAAUGGAACCCAAAAUAAAUAUUUUAUAUAUUUAUCUUUUAAGGGAACACUCACUGCAGUGACAACAUAGCUGGGGUCCACUGGGUGUCCUCAGCUUCUUUUGCCCCCAAAAGCUCCUACCACUGAGCUAAACCCAGCUGUUCAGAGUGCACUGCAAGGUUUAUCUCCGUGAGCUAACGGAAGCUCUGGGUUUUGGCUUUCGAGGAGGUGGAGUUGGGAUCUAGCCGGACCCCAGGUGAUUUGUUGAACUUUCUCGAACGGUUUGACUACAUACACCUGAGAUAGGGAACAUCAGGAGACGCCUGGAACCAUAACCACUACAAUUGUAUUUGUUAUGGUGCUUGUAGUGUUGGAUCAAUCUAUAAUUUAAAUGUUUUACUUACAAUGUAUAGCUUAAGUGUUUGAAAAGGCUUCACAGGUCAAGUGUAAAAUAUCCACUCAAGUCAAAGCUGUAAUGUCUUACCAUAAACAUAGUGAUGAUUGAUAAACCCAACAAAGCCAUUGUUGCCCAAAAUUAACAUCGUGUCAUACAAAAUGGGUUUAGAUGUAAGAUGUGUAGAUUAAUUUGUUUUUGUUUUUUACCCUACAUUAAAAAAAACUCCACAUUUUUAUGUUUUCAAUUAUUACACACAUGCAGGACUUUUUGAUAUUUUAAACUGUCAUAAAUUUCUAAUUACGGAUGUCCGUGAGACAUGUGCUCCAAAAAUAAGUAGCAGCAAAUAUAUAACCUGCUGCACUUGUAUUUGGGAGAUUCACUGUUGACCAAAUAUUAAAGUUCCUGUCAAUGCAGAUUACAUUUUGUUUUUCUUAAACACUAUUCUUGAUUAUAAACUAAAUAAAUAACAUACUAAUUCCUAAGCACUCUUCCUUGUACGCCCUUUGAAUGCAAAUUGGACAUGAAUAAAUGAAAUUGCAUGUAAUAUUUUCUUUUAGAAACAUUUAGGAAAGAUCUACAACUAACUUUUGCAAAGUUUUUGAAAAUGUAUUACUUUCACAGACGUAUUUGUUUAUAUGACUAAAUCCAUACUUUGUGUUUGUAUGGCAGAAAUUAUCUUUAAGUGAUGUUUACGAGGCAGAUUCUGACAGUGAGCCACAAGGAGCCAGAAAAGAUGCAUCACCACACAAAAAGAAAAAAAAAUCUAGAGAUGAAGAGGAUGAUGACAAGGAUGAUUUAAAGACAAAGAAAGCAAAGUCUGGAAAAUCAAAAGAGAGAACUAAAUCCGAGUCAGAGCCAGCAGAGAACCAGUCUCCAGAACCUAAACCAAAGAAAAGGACAUCCGAAGGCAAAGAAGAUUUGAACAACAAAAAGCAAAAGAAGGAGGAUUCUAAAGAAUCAAAAAAAACUAAGAAAGAAGACAAUAAAGACUCCAAAACGAAGGGCAAAGAAGAACAUAAAGAGAAAAAGCACAAGAAGGAAAAACCAAUUGAAUCCGAACAACCAAGUCAAGCAGAUGAGUUUUCCCAAGAUCCUGUGUCAGAAAAUAUGAGCAUCGACCAGGCACCAGAUGAGAAAGCAAAAACCAGUCAAGGCACAGAGGACAAAAGUCGAGAGGCCAGUCCUGAAAAGACUAGUGAUCUACAUGGUAUGGAAGAUGAAUCUGAUGAUGCGAAAUUGAAACGAAAAAAGAAAAAGAAACACAAAAAAAUAAAAACCGAUAGAGUUGAUGAAGUAAAGUCAACACCCACUGAAGAGGUCCAGCUGGAAAAAAAGAGUCUUCCAAAGAAGCCAAAAGUCUUUGAAAAGGUGAAGGAGCCACCUGCUGUGGAGAAACUCCCAGCUCCAAUUCAAAAGAACUCUAGACCAAGCACUGAGGAGAAGACCCGGAGGUCACUGGAAACUUCAGUAGAGGUAAGAAGUUAACAAAAUUCUGCAAUAAAUGAGUCGGAAAAUGUAAUGAAGAUUGGAUAUCUCUGUAAAUGCUAUCAUUGUGUACGAAUGAAAAGCAUGGGUUUUAUGAUCUGGUCUUAUGACAACAUAUGGCUUGAUUUAAAGAGCCUUUAAAAAAUUGGCAUGCCUGACUUUUAAAGAGACAUUGUAUAACUUGAUUCCUGUACCUAACCUAUUUUCUGUUAACCAACUUGGGGCAACUUUUUAAAAUAUUUUUGUGAAGGUAAUGAAUUGAAAUGGGAAGCUUAGAAAUUAACAUGCAAGAUUCCCUCUUGCUAUGGUAACAUCUGCUGGAACAGACAGUUGCCCCUUGUUCUCCCAUUUUGUUCAGUGGGAGAAAUGUCCCGUACACACAAACACUGAUAUAAGUAGUUGCUAUCAGUGUUCUGUUGAAAACUAUAGACUUUUAGGCAAAUACUGCUGGCAGAAGAUUCAUUCAUAAAAAUAAUUUACUUUCACAAGUUAAUUGGAGCUACACAGUGUCUCAUAGAAAGCUAUAAAAGAGCUGUACAGAUAUACACAUUAAACAGUGCAGCAUUUGUGCGCCAAUGCAUUUCCAGGAUGUCACAGAUCAGUGGCACAAACACUGUUUAAACAGCGGAGAAAAAAAGUUCACCAUAAUUUUGUACUAUGCCAGUGCGUGCUAACAUGAAAUUGCAUAAUUUGAUUACUUGUUAUCACAAAAUAUUCCUCCGAUUUGGCAUUUAUGGUAAGCUGAAAUUGGGCCAAAAGGUUAAAGGAAGACAUUGCUAGGAAUGUAAAGGUAAAGAUAACAUAUUACUUAAUUUAUUACAUCCAGAUCAUUUACUAGCAGUGUCUCUGAAAUGGGUUAAUAUAAACGUAUAAAAAUAGUUGUUUUGCUAAAUUUUUUUAAUAAGCACACAAUUUCUGUAGGAUAAAGAGGCCAGAAAGCCAGAUACAGGAAAAGAGAAACCGAAGAAGAAACAUGACUCUGAAAAAGAUCUGAAAAAAGAGCCAAAGGUCGUGAAAAGUGAGUGUGCUUUUUUUCUUGGAAGAUAUAAUUUUUUUGCUUUUUUUUAUUUAAUUUUAACUCUGCUUUAGAAAAAAAUGUUUUUAGAUGUUUAAAUGGAUAAAAUGCAAAAUAUGAAAUCCUAUAUUGAUCCAGUGUAAAAUCUGUGAUGAAGUACCCAUAAUUCCUUAUGACAUCAAAACCAUGUCUUGUGGUGGAGAUGUAGACCAUGUGCUUUGUUCCCCUUGUAUAGGUGAUGCAAUGAGAUCUUUGUUGCCAUAGACAACACUCUUGAAUUGUGAGCGUUUAUCUUUCUUUCCAACCUAUUCAUAAAUUGUAUACCUUUUCUUGCUGGUGGAACAUUUCAUUCCGCACAGUCGGCUCUCUCAGAUAAUCCACUGGAGGGACACGACAAAGGUUUUCUAUUCUUGUUUAGGGAUACAGCGGGAAUCUGCUUUUACUUUCAAAUCGCUGCAUGCGCGGUCAUUGUCAGCUGGCAGUUGUUUACAUUGUGCUGGCAACCUAGGAAUAAAAAACUCCAUGCUGGAAGUGACUCCUGUUUCUUUUAAUGCAUAUCUUCAUAUUGAAUUAUAAAUGAACACCAAUAACAUUCACCUUCCUGCUGUUUUGGCAAAUCCACAGACAAGCAACAGAGAGCCCCUCCCAGACCCGGAAGAGGCUGUUAUUCUCUAUAGAGACUGGUCAUAUCCUUUACAUUUAUAGGUCAGCCUUCAGCAGCAGUUCCACACGUCUUGUUUAAUAGGGUCGGUGGAACUGCUCAAUAUGCUCUGUUAAUCUCGGCAGCUGUUCUGUACUUUUUCACAUAAUGUUCAACCUUGUAGAGAGGGCAGAGCAACGUGGGAAAUCUACUUUACAAAAUGUGGUGUGCCAACUGUAAAUGCUGACAUAUGUUUGCUAGUUAUACAGAUUUGAUCCUAUCUCCUUAGACGAUGUUUAUAUUAAUUGAGCAGAUAUGUUUUUGCUUCUAUUAGUAGGUUUUUAUCAGUUUAUUAAACACUUCAUUAUGAAAAGUCAUAUAGCUCAGCCGGUCUGCUCUCCUGAUAUCUGCACAAGUCAUUAUGUUUACAUAGAUAUGUACCCCAUAGGUACAUAUCUUUAAGGCUGAUUACCUGAACUCACAUUUUGUGCUUAUAUGACUUUGUUUUGCAACUACCAUGCCAUGUUUGGCACUAGGAACACUGAUGCUGGCCGUCCCUGCCUGUUAUUAACCUAAUGCAUUCUAAAAUGCUCUCAUUAUUCCUAUUCACACACGCUGUGUAUUGUCUGCCUUAAUAGCUUAUUUUUAGUGAAACGUGCUGUACAAUACCAGACUUAUCUGUUUGAUAGCUAGCAUACUGUGUAAUUCUGACCUCCUCCUGUUUUUGGAAGGCUAAACUGUGGUUGUGCACCUAUUUGCAAAUAGUGCUGCUAUUUCUAUUUCCAAUUCCAGCUUUGCUUAAACAUAAAAAUCUCUUCACUUUGUUAGCAAUGAACUCUUACAUAGAAACAUAGAAUGUGACGGCAGAUAAGAAGCAUUUGGCCCAUCUAGUCUACCCAAUUUUUUUUAAAUACUUUCAUUAGUCCCUGGCCUUAUCUUAUAACUAGGAUAGCCUUAUGCAUAACACACGCAUGCUAAAACUCCUUUACUGUGUUAACCUCUACCACUUCAGCUGGAAGGCUAUUCCAUGCAUCCACUACCCUCUCAAUAAAGUAAUACUUCCUGAUAUUAUUUUUAAACCAUUGCCCCUCUAAUUUAAGACUGUCCUCUUGUGGUGGUUUUUCUUCCUUUAAAUAUAGUCUCCUUCUUUACUGUGUUGAUUCCCUUUAUGUAUUUAAAUGUUUCUAUCAUAUCCCCCCUGUCUUGUCUUUCCUCCAAGCUAUACAUGUUAACUUCCCUUAACUUUUCCUUGUAAGUUUUAUCCUGCAAUCCAUGAACCAGUUUAUUAACCCUUCUCUGAACUCUCUCUAAAGUAUCAAUAUCCUUCUGAAGAUACGGUCUCCAGUACUGCGUACAAUACUCCAAGUGGAGUCUCACCAGUGUUCUGAACAGUGGCACGAGCACUUUCCUCUUUCUACUUCUAAUACGUCUCCCUAUACAACCAAGCAUUCUGCUAGCAUUUCCUGCUGCUCUAUUACAUUGUCUGCCUACUUUUAAGUCAUCAGAAAUAAUUACCCCUAAAUCCUUUUCCUCAGAUGUUGAGGUUAGGACUCUAUCAAACAUUCUGUACUCUGCCCUUGGGUUUUUACGUCCAAGAUGCAUUAUCUUGCACUUAUCCACAUUAAAUGUCUGUUGCCACAACUCUGACCAUUUUUCUAGUUUACCUAAAUUUGUCCUAUCCCUCCUGGAACAUACCUUACCAUCAAGACCUUCUGCAAUAUCACUAAUAAAACCAUUAAAGAGAAUGGGUUCAAGUGCAGAUCCCAGAGGUACCCCACUGGUGACAAGCCCAUGCUUGGAAUAUACUCCAUUGACUACAACCCUCUGUUGCCUGUCACUCCGCUACUGCCUUACCCAUUCAACAAUAUUGGAAUCCAAACUUAAAGAUUGCAGUUUAUUGAUAAGCCUGAAUGCAGUUAAAAUGUUAUUGCAUAUAAAGUGUCACCAUGUGCUGUUUGCAUGAAAAGUUUAACACCAAUUUAAUUUGAAAUCUAAAUGUCAAAAUAUCUUCAUAUACUUUUAUAAUAUCAGUGGGCGGUUGGCAGAUCAUAUGGGCUACUAUUUUGCUGAACAAAUUUGGCUUAUUAAAUCAGCAUUUUGUACUUUUAUAACCUAUGCAGAUGCCAAGGAACCCAAAAGUACAGCGAGUGCAUUUUCCAUAUCGUCUGAAGAUGUGAAUGAAAUCAUGGAGAAUUCUCGAAAGCGAGAAGACCCCUCAUUUGAUCAUAGGAUUGCAGAAGAACCAAAACCUAAAGACCUGAAGCCAGUAUUCAAAGAAAGAAAAAGUACAAGGGAUGAAUCUGACACAUGGUCUUUUGUAGCUUCUGAGGGGGAUCAGGAGGUGAUGGACCCAGUAUGUCACCUGCAGGAAAAUUCUGGUACAUAAAGUUCCCAUACACAUUCCAUAUCACUAUGCUAUGUAUUUACUAUAUCAAUCAUUUUUUGUUUUGCUUUAUAAUUACCUUGACUCUCAAUUGCUGAGUAAUUAGGCAGUUUUAGUGUACCACUUGGUCACUGUUUAAUAUAGUGACUAAAAUAUGUGAUUUGGAGACCAUUGUAUUCCUCUGGGAUUUCUCCUCCGUGCGGUCUUUGUUUACAUUGUUACUUGUUUAUAUAAGCUAAGUAAUUCUUAUUUGAUAAUAUUUUUAUUGGAAUGGUUUUGUCACUAGUCAAUUAGAUGUGUGUUUUAUUUUGUUUCUUUCUUGUGGAUACCACUAAUGUAAUUAUGAAGAAAAAAGCAAAAAACAAGCUCUUUAUAAUAUCAGCGUUUGUUUUCAGCUGCUUUGGAGAGUAAGUCCCAGUGUAUGGGACUAGGGAUGGACUUACAGCUGGAAUGGAUGACUCUGGAAGACUUUCAAAGCCACCUUGAUGGGUCUGAUGAGAUUCUUCCCACAGAAACUAUAUCCAACGGUAUGUUAUGUCAUUUCCUGUAUUUCUCUGUGACCAACUGUUGUUGUUUUUUUCUGGUUUGGUUAAUAAAGUAUUUUCUUUCUAAUAGGUGCAUUGAAAGAUGCUGUCAAAAAUGGAGAUUACCUCACAGUAAAGUUUGCCCUGAACUCAACGGAGGAGUACAAUUUAGAUCAAGAGGUAGUUGUAUGCAUGCAUGUUUUUAUUUUACCUUGUGCUCUUAUCACAUAAUGAUCAUUUUUGGUUUUUGGAACAUCACUAUGAAUAACUGUGCAGAUGCUCUAGAAUUUCAUAUUCUACAUGUCUUGGCUACAUCCCCUUUACACCUAUGACAUGCUGUUUUGGUGGUUGAGCCCAGUAAUUAUUACACAAAUGCAAACAAUAUUACGGUAUGUAUUUGUACCUGUUUCACUAUGUUCUUGGCUAAUAAGAUGCCACUUUAAUGUAGGAUUCUAGCGGAAUGACACUUGUAAUGAUGGCAGCUGCUGCCGGACAGGAUGACCUUCUAAGGCUUCUUAUAAAGAAAGGCGCAAAGAUAAACGCAAGACAAAAGAAUGGGACCACGGCUCUGAUCCAUGCUGCAGAAAAAGUGAGUUCUUCCAGUUAAUAGUUUUUGGCUAGCGUAUGUGCAAAGAUUUGGCUGCUUUGGAAUACUAGAAAAUGUGCUGUUAAGAUUCAAGUAAAGCUCACUGCAACGAGACAUAGACAAGUUUAUCUGGGCUCACAAACGCCACCGCCUGGCCAGGGAGGUGAUGUACCGGCCAAAAACCAGGGGGGGACUGGGUCUCCCGAGUCUCUACUGUUAUUACCUGGCGGCGCAGUUGGCCCAGGUGGUGGCGUGGCACUCCCGGGUGGGCUCCCAUAGGUGGGCGGACCUAGAGUCAAGCCUGAUGUGCACGGACCUACCACAAUUUUGGAUCUGGGUACCCAAAAAAGAUAGACCACCCAUUCGCACUACGUGCCCGGCAAUACUUAACACACUCCGAAUUUGGGACCUCACAGCAGACAAAUACAACCUCAAACACACCCCAUCUCCGAUGACCCCAUACCUCCACAACAGGGCAUUCCUGCCGGGACUGAGCGCGCGAGAUUUCCGGGGUAUCGAGAGCACAGGGGUACAGAGAUACGUCCACCUAUACGAUAAGGGGAAAUUCAAAACGUUUGAACACCUGAAAACCCUAGCCCCCCUGACCACGAAAGACAUAUUCCGCUAUAUCCAGCUUAAGGACUUUGCUAACGGCCCAGAGAUCAAACAGGCAGCACACACACCCAUGACGUUUUUUGAACGACUGUGCGACACAGAGACUGAACAGAAAGGACUGAUCACACUUCUGUACGCACACCUCAGUGCCCCAGACAGAAACACCCCGGACCCCAGAUACAUUAGACAGUGGGAGACUGAUCUGGGUGGAUAUAUGGGAGGCGGCUGCAAAGUCGUCGAUCUGUGUUCUCCACCAGGAACAAUCAUAUAAAAUGUUAAUGAGAUGGUAUACCACACCAGUACAAUUAUACAGAAUGGGGCAAACCACAACAGAUACGUGCUGGAAGGGAUGCGGACAUAAGGGCACAUUUGUGCAUAUGUGGUGGGAAUGCCCAGUCAUAGGCAGGUAUUGGAAACAAGUACAGACUUUAUUAACGGACGUCCUGGGUAGACAGGUGGAAAUGGACCCUUGGUCCGUCCUGCUGUCUAGGCCAAUAGAUGGCCAACCCAGACACGAACAACUCCUAUUCAACAAAAUCACCCUGGCGGCCAGACGGGCACUAGCCCAGGCGUGGCGGACACCCUCAGUCCCGACAAAUACCGACGUCAUCUUAAAAAUUAAAGACACUUACUUAAUGGACAAACUCACUGCCCAAAUAAGAAACACGGAAACGAAGUUCCACAAAGUCUGGCAACCAUGGGUGGAAUACAUAGGCGACUAGGACAUACAGCACUUGACGAGAGCAAGAGACAGGGCCCGCCGCGUGCUCCUCCCCCCCCCCCUAUAUAAAAUGUGCAGAUAUAUCAACUGCCACUGUUAUACUGUAUACGAUUAUACUUUUGCUCCUACUGUCGUGGCAGGGUAAGACUGAUUUGUUAUGUGCACAACCAAAAUAAAGAAUUAAAAAAAAGAUUCAAGUAAAGCUGACUUCACAGACGUUCUCUAUGGUAUUCGAUAAUGGAUGAAAUACAUCCAAUGUCAGUUCAUGGUUUGUUAGAACCAGACACUUCAUAUUCGUUGGGCCACAGGCAACUGCAACUAAUUAUUAGUUUACAGUAUAAAAUAUUAUGUGGAAUAUAGCUGAAAUCCAAUGCCAAGUGUGGCACACUGUUUCUGAAGACCACAGUCUCCAAAUUGUAGCUGUGAUAGAGAAACCACGGGUUCAACAGGGUAGGUGCAUAAAUGUAAAUGUAUUGGAAAUAGAAACACAAAGUAAAAAGCUUUUGGCCAGGAGGUUUUACUCGUGUAUAAUGGAACUAUGUACAUAUUUCAGUUUACCUGAAAAUUUGGCUCAAAAAUAAAGACCAGUCUCACAGUAUGUGUUUUUAUAAUAAGUAGUAACUAAACUCAAACCGAUGUCUAGUGAAAAAACAAUUAGCAUAAGUAUGUAGCAUCACAUAAUAUAUCAUGGAUGCAGUACAUGGAGAGGAAGAGUAUAUAAGAGAAACCAUAUAAGCCACUAAUGAAUCAGAUUAUGUGUAUGAAGAACCAAGAAGGUAAAUCAAAGUCUGAUACUAUGUAAACAGCCAGCUCUGUGGUACCCUGGUGUACAAGUCACAUGACCAUGUCGUUGCCAAGGCAGCUGUAAUUCAAUAACCAUAUGCUGUCGUUUGGCCCUGUGAAUAAAUAGCUACAUCUAUAUAAAUGGGGGAGAAGUGGGGGGUGAAAUUCAGGUCUGUUGUGGGAUGUAUUUAUGGGAUAAAAUUCUCCAAUGCUAUCAAAUGAUGUGAAAUACACCCUUGUUUCUAGGGCUAAAGGUGGUAAUGGAUGGCGAUUCUUUUCAAUGAUAUGGAGGGUUUUUGGUCUAAAUUUCCCAUAUGUCAAGAUUAAAAAUGUUAACUUUUGGGGGGCGGGGCCGGACCGCCGAGCUAGCUGGUCGCAAACAAGUGCAGCUCCUGCAAAACAACGACAAUUAAACUGAAAAACCAUGCCUAAUCACCUUUAAAACGACCACCAGCGACAGUACCCAGAGCACAGGGACUGCUGGACCUUGGGAGAGGCUGGCUCAUCGAGCUUCAGUCCCCGGGAGGAGAUGGCCACACUUCCACAAGCAGGGCCUUCUCUGGCGGUGAGUGGGGCGGACGUCCGCUGCCCCACUAUCCUGCACCACAGUACCCAGCUUGGGGCACGAAUCCAGGUGGAUCCGGACCCGUUUCUCCCCCCCCCCCUUGGACCGGUGGGGGUGAUCCCGGUCCUCACCCUGUGGCCCUACUUCAGAGAACACAAAUGGAGCCGGGGGACCCGAGAGCGGCCUCCAAGAUGGCGGGCGCCAUGUGUCGGGGAAGCAGGGGGAAGAUCUGCGCCAUCUUCGUGUUUGCAGCAGACAACAGGGCUCCAACACCCCAACCCUGCAACAGAGAGGGGCGGACAACCCACUACCUACCCUCGCACCCACACAUGCCGAAGUCAAGCGGUACAUGCGACCCCGGCAAGCGGAUCAUGGCGACCGCACUAGGGAGAUGGGAUGUGGCGCCACUACCACUCCAGCCCGGGAAAUCAGAGCCUGAAACAGAGAGCUACCUCCACACGAGGACCCACCUCACACUCACCUGCCGCCCAGCUCGCAUCACCGCGACCCAGAUAACGGCAAACUCAGGCGAUUACAACGUUACUACUACCCAGGCCUGACACCAGCCCUCUGAAGCAAGUUUCAUAACAGGAGGCGGCCAUUCAAGAACACUCAGCGAGGACCCCACAGAACAACAUGGACUAUGCCUGGAUACCUGCUCUGACGGACACUCGUUCCCUGCUACACAGCACUAGCAGAGCAGGUAUCACUUAAACUGAGACCUGCACCCUACCCCGGCAGUGUGGGCUUGGGACCACCCUGACACCAGCCUUCAUCACGGAGAAAACCCGGGUAACCCCCCUGAUACAUCAGGGUGCCAGAACUCUUAUGGUGACCUACUGGAAGCACACAAGCAAAUUAUUUAGCAUUCUGUUUUGUGUAUUAGCCUAAUGUACACGCAGUCUACACGGCACUUACAAGCACACACUCACAUAGAUAUCGCUGCCCUACAAGCAACGCACAAACCAACACACCACAUCCACACAGCAGCAUGUCAUACAAAGCCAAACGUACCCAACCAAGUGAGAACCUAUAUGACUGUACCCCUGACCUAGUUGUGCAUUGAUAGUUAUGACUGGAGGCUGAUACGCGAAACUGUAUAUCUCCCAAUAAUACACGGACCAACGACUGACCUAGCCAAUAAUGCAAACAGAGUGUAAUUCAUGUUUAAAGCUACCGUCCCAUGCUUAACUAAUACUUGCUACAUGACUCAAGCUUGUUUGCCUUUCGUUAGAAGUGUGUUCACAUUAUUUUGUCUCAACAAGUAGCCUACAUACAAACCAUCAGCUUAAGGGUUAAUACUUACGUUAUAUGCAUAUUUGACCUAGCAUGUCUACUACUAAUUGCUAAAGUUUCAUAGCCUGUGAUCUUCAUGUUAUAUAUACAUAUAUAAAAAAUGUGCUGUUUACAUUGCCACACUUUGUGAUACCUUGAAGACGCCUGCAGAUGCUGUUGUGGCCCUGCUCGCAUGUUGUUAACUCACGCACAAAUAAAAUAAAGAAUUAAAAAAAAAAAAAAAAGUUAACUUUUUUCUUCUUGAGGAGACUGAUGUGGUAGCGCUCUAACCUUGAAUUUAGUGGCCUUCUAUUCUUGUCUUGGGUGAAACAUAUAUCUUUAUUUUUGGUUCCUGUAACCAAUAAAAUGUACAUUUAUGCACCUACCCAGUGAAUUCUCCACUAAUGCUACAACUAGUUUACACUACUGCCUUUUUUGCCAGGACAUAACCCUUUGAUACUGUGAGCAUAAGCUGUUUUAACAGUGGUACUUAUGGCUUUCUUUUAUUUUUGACAAGGACAGAUAUGUUAGCAUUGCCAUUGGCUUCAUGGCUCAUUAAUCCAUUCUAUAUUUGCAAUUUAGUAAACUUCUACAAACUGCCUUUGCCACACCAUUUCCAGUGUCGGAAAGGUUUCCAUUUUUCUGUGGAAUGCUGUGCAAUUAUAGCUGCCAUUUUUUUGGACCUCUUUCAGACCAGGGUUUAAAAAUCAUUGCCCUAUACCCGUUACGCUGAAGCUGAACCCAAUAUUAUUUUAAGGUCCUGAGUUGUGCAAAAAUAUAUUCAGAGAUGUUUCAACAAUUUGCCUGCCAGUUUUUCCAUUUAAUUUAGUUAAUUUGUAUUCUUUUUUUUCUUUUAAUUUGGUAUGUUUUGUUUUUUUCUGUUCUGAAUUAUCAAAACAUUUUCCAAAUCCUAUCCUUCUAGAAUCAUCUAACCACUGUGGCCCUUCUUUUGGAGGCUGGGGCCUAUGUGAAUUUGCAGCAAAACCUUGGUGAAACCGCUCUGAUGAAGGUAAUUCAUUUAUUUAUUGUUUAUUUAUUCUUCUUCAAAAAUUUGAUAUUUUACAUUGGAAGGUUAGAGUAGGUUUUAAAAAAAAAAAAAAUAAUAAUAAAAAAAAAAAAAAAAAAAAUUAUAUAUAUAUUUUGGUUCGUGUUUAAAAAUAUUCAUGAUGGCGAAAAUAGUUAAAAUUUUUAAUUAUUUUUUUAAAAUCUUAUUUUAGACCUUAAACAGAGUAAUCUGUAGCAAGUGUUCCCAUCAUGAAGUUUGUUAUAUAUGGAUCUCACCUUUCUGUAAUUAUCUGCAUUCUUUAUUUAAGACUCUCAGCCCUUGUUCUUGUACAGUGACCUCUAUGCACAUUUCUUUUUUUUUGUAUAUUACCCACUCUAAUUUGUUCACAAAACAAAUUCACAAAUUUCACUUGGUUUUCAGCACUAGUCAUUUUUACCGCCUCUUUUUCAUUCUUUCAGUCAAAAACUGUACAAUUUCAGAUGUUCUUGCGUAUACAAAAUCUUUUUAUAGAACGUACUAGCUGGGAUAAAACAUUGAACAUCCAUAUAUAACAAAGCAAUUGUUCUUUCUCGUUUCUCCAGGCAUGUAGAAGAGGAAAUUAUGAUAUUGUGCGUCUUUUGAUAGAACAUGGCGCUGACUGUAAUGUACUGUCAAAGCACAACAACAAUGCUUUACAGUUUGCUAAUCAGUCCAAUAAUGUGCUGUUAUCUGAUAUGCUUAGAAACCAUAUGGAAACGUAAGUAUUUUCCACUCCUUCCUUCAACUGUUUAGUUUGUUCUAAUGGAGUUCAUUAUGAAAUUGUGAAUUGACAAGCCACAUAUAUAUAUAAAUACAUAAUCAGGGGUGUUGGAAUUUAAAAAAACAAAAACGACUUAUCCAGAGACUAAAGCGUUUGCCUAAUCUACUUGUCUGACAUGACAAUGAUACAUUUAAAAAAAAAAAAUCAAUGUAGUUUGUAUGUUUGUAGGUUAUGUAGUGUGUGUGUGUGUGGGGUGGGAUAGGCAAGUUGUGUGUGGGGUGGGAUAGGCAAGUAGUGUGUGUGUGUGUGUGUAUUGCGCAUAGUGUAGGGUGGGAUAUGGAUGUGUGUGUAGGAGACAGUGUGGGGUGGGUUAGGGGUAUGGGGUGAUAGGGAUGUAGUAUGGGCAGGAAACAUAGUGUUGGGUGGGAUAGAGAUGGCAGAGUGAGGGGAUGACAGGUGGCAGAGCGUGGAAAGGAGUGGGUGACAUAGGGAGUGAGGGGGUGCCUGGUGGCAGUGUGUGAGAGGGAGGGGGUGACUGUCGCUGAGGGAGUGACAGUGACUGAAGGAGGGUGUUAGUAAUACCUUUGUUUCCCUGGUAACCCACGGCAACACUCUGAUCGGCCAGAGAUUGCAGGAUAAGCACAGUCUGCAGCUCACAUGCAGCGGAGCUGCAGACUGUGUUGGCCCUCUCCCCGGGCAGAUGGGAGUGGCCUGGCACACAGGGCAAGCUGUCGGGUGACCGAGGACCCGACCAGUCACUCUGCUGCUAGCCCAAAGCAGGGCUUAAAACAAAAAAUAACUACCUGCCCGGCGUUGCAUGUUCCGGGCAUUGGGCGAUAGGAAUUGUGCAUCCCUGUAUAAUGGAGAUAAGAAGGCUUUAACUGGUUCUGCUUUGAAAAGAAGUGUUAAAAAAAAAAAAAAAAAGUAUUUGGAUUUUGAAUAGACCAGUGGAAUAGUGAAUAGAUAAGUUUAUGCUAAAUUAUGUUUUUGUUAGCCACUCUUAUGGAGCACUUCCUAAAACUUAUAGUACCUAUUGUCUCCCCAGAAAUAUGGUCAUUUAAGACCUGUACAAAAACACCAUCAAAGCAGUGAAGAUAAAACUGCCUUUGCUCACUUUUUCUUUUUACACACAUGCUCACUGUUGGAUCACUCAAUAUUCCUUUGUCUGGUGGCUCUGCUUUUGAUAUGAGAUAAUGAUGUAAUCUGCUUUCAUUAGGGGUUCAUUAAAGCAGGCAUCAACCAUAUUCGUGCUACAUUAUGUAAAAAAGAGAAAAAAAAUUGAAUUGUCUUUCUUCCACGCUAUCAUUUAUUUAAUGUUUAAUAUUUCUGAUUCUGUACCCAGUCCAACCCUUUUGUUUACAUCAAGAAGGGUGCCUGAAAACUCAAGAGAAAAAAGAAAAAAAUCUUAGUAAAAUCAAAAAAAAAAAAACUUUGUACAUCUGGCAUAUAAUCCGAACUCCGGAAUAAAUAUUUUAUGUUUUUUUGGGGAAAAAAGUUUAUACAGAAAAAAAAAAACUUAACUCCACAGGUAUUGGAGUGGGCAUGGUAGUCAAUCUCACAGGCUAAGUUCACACUGAUUUUUCUGUAAGAUUAUGAGUAAUGAUUAUGGUUUCGGUCACAGAUCUGAAAUGCAAGAGUGUUAUUUUAUGUGACUGUUUUAGAAAUGUGUAACUCUUUUUUGUUUAUUGUACAGUGGUAGUUUAAUUAUUUGCAUAUAUCAUAGUCUUUACCUAAUAGCUACACAGAACUCCAACACCUUUACCUAAUAGCUACACACAUCUGGAUUUGACUAUGAUUAGUAUUUAAAGAAUGGGGGCAACUGAGAAUAAUGAAAGCUAUUUUAUAAUGAGGUGAUGAUUUAGGCGUUUACAUGCAAUUCUUCUGAUAGGGCAACUUUGAAUUUACCCUUUCACUGCUUGACUGCCUGCCACUAUCCUUUCAGAGCAAGUACCCCUGGAUUAAAAUACAUGUAAGGGUAUAUUCUAGAGUGAGGAGUGUCAAGAUACACAGAUCCAUGUUUAACCCCUUCAAAGAAGAAUAAUCAUUGCACCAUCCAACACAGAAAAUAUGAUACUGAUUACUAGCCAACCUUUACUCCUGGUUAGUGCCUGACCUAUAAUACAUAAAGAUAACUAAAGGAAAAUGGCAUCCUGCAUAUUGCGCCAGCACUCCAGUGACAAUCCUUUGCUUUCCCAGAAUUCUUAAGGAUAAUGCUACAAUAUCCCGUAAACUUUUUUGAGUAGGAACUCAAAUUCUUAUUUCCCAUAGUCAAUGGUACCCUCUUAUAUUUGUUUAAAAAAAAAAAUACUGUGGUUACCACUGUAGAGCUCUGAUAGGCUCAUAAAUAUUUUCUAUUGAGCUGCUGUCAUUUUUAUAUAAACACUAAGUUUUUAUAUUUGCACGUAUCUAUAGGCUUACUCGAGUGGUGGAAGAUGCCAUAAAGGACUAUUUUGAGAAUCGACUUGCACUGCUGGAUGCGGUUUUUCCAAUUGCUUGUCACAGACUGUGUGAAGGACCAGAUUUUUCUUUGGAUUUCCACUAUAAGCCUCCAUCCAAAAUACCAGAAGGUAACUUAUUUUUUAUUUAUGUUUUUAAUCUAAAUCUAGUUAAAAUUCCAGUGUGUUUCUAGCAUUUACUUCAAAGUUCAAUAACUGUGAAAGAAGUCUAAGAAUGUCUGUCCCAUUUAUUGUCUUAAGAAGUGCUCUGUUACUAUGCAGACUGGGGGCGGCCAUUAGGGAACACUAGAGUCUCCCAUACCACUUCAUCUCAAUGAAAUGGUCUGGGUGCAGUGGUCCUGUCCUUUUCAUCCUGCAGUGUAAAACACUGCAGUUUUCUUUUUUUAGAAGCUGCAAGGUUUACAUUACAGACUUAAAAUCCACUUCUAGUGGCUGUCUUCCUGAUGCUGACCACCAAAAGAGGAACUGGAGGCUGUAGCAGAGAUUCCCCACUGCUGGAAAUGAGGUGAAUAAACCUUUUCUACUUACAUUUCUACCGCAAAAGGGGGUGGACAGAAAGGAACCCAUGUUUCCAUCGCCCCCUCCCCCCACCCCCUAAAAAAACUAUGAUUUACAAGACUGUUCCAUUUCAUUAACCCCUUCUGGACAGUCAAUAGUACACAUUCUGAUCAAAACUAAAUGUAAACAAAAACUGGAAUUUGCGCUAUAUGUCUGUUCAACCGUAAUUCACCUCUUUCAUAUUAAGUGCACCCACACUUAUUAUAUAUCAUUUUGUUCAGGAGAAACUGGGCUUUAAUUUCUCAUGAACUAUUCAUAUUUGAAACAUAAUUUAUUAUAAAUAAAAUUUCAAAAACUGAGAAAUUAAGAUUUAAAAAAAAUGUGUAGACAUUUUAGCUGUAAGUCAUAUCGUUUUCUUUUUUUUUUUUUUUUUUUAUUCUUUAUUUUUGUAGUGCAUAAGCUCAUAACAGACAGUUGUGAGGUACCCCAAAGGCAAUCCUCCAACACGUUAUAUAGACAUUUAGACAUAGAGGUACAUGAGAAAACUAGCACAAUUUUUAUGUUUAAGGAUGAUUAAAAUAAUAAACAGUCAUAGGUCUAUCAGCUAAUUCUGACUCCUGGCUGAAGGUAACAUCGCUGGUAUAUCUAAUUAGCUCAUUUUAGGCAACAUAGAAUAACAUUCUAAUUGAGUAAUACAGGCUUAGUCUAGCUCUUGUACAAGAGUGAAGUACAUAUGGUUAGUAUAGGCUAGCUGCGGGUUUAACCCCCGGCGCGCCUCUAGUUUCGUAUUUUAAUUAUAGUCAUGGGUCGGCAGCCAAAUAUUUUCAAGGAAGAAGAAAUAAAACCACAAUGGAACAGAAAGCGAUGAGGCAAUGUUAAUUUCUAUAAAUGCCUAACUCACUAUGCUAUAAAGCGUGUGUCACGUAAUAGGCUUGCAAAAGGGAAGCAAACUUAGUGCACUGGCCCUGGCUACAUGCAAUUUUAGUCCCUUACUAUGCUAAUUUAUUUUUUUUAUUUUUUUUGGAUCAGUAUGUGUCAAACGUAAUAUUGUUUCAGAUGAGCUAGUUACAACAUUUUAACGAUUAAUUAUACGAUGUACACCAGCAUUAUUAAUCCUAAGAUUUAGUCGGGCUAAGUAGCUGGUGGAGUGUAAAAGUUAAAUAAGACAAAAAAAAAUAUGCAUGCUGCUUAGGUCAGGAUAUAGUUACAUGCUAGUUGCAUUAGCAAAAGUUAUGGUUACUAACGCUGUAUUAGUUGACCAGAUUGGCCACAAUGCAAACGUGCUUGUUUCUUAGUUUAACAUAAAAUACCAUCGCUUUAAGGAUCAGAAAAUUAGUGAGGGUGACUGCCAUAUGUUUAGUAGCUUACGAUGCCGUACAUCGGUAGGGGUCAAGGUGUGAGAACCCUCAUUGCGGCACCAGUUAUAGAAGGGCAACAUAGGGAGGAUUAACAUAGGCUAAAUGGUCGGCCAGCAGUGUUCAUUUAAUGCACUUAAUCUCUGCAUUGGACAGCCAUAGUUACGUGGUGUAGGAAGUCCGUGUGUCGGCAGCUGUGAAUGUGCCCUCCAGGUGCACUUAUGGCGUGUGCACCUGAGGCAGGUCCUUCAGCCAAUGCCCAGCGCAUGGACGUGUCUCCUGUUGUCAGUGUUGAUCUCCCAAAAACUGUUCUGGCACUGGGGCUCCGCUCCAGCGGUAUCUAGCAGAGUGUUCAACUGUGCAGCUCCCCGGUUUGCAGCUGUGGCUUGGAGGGGUGAAGGUGAGCCCUGCUGAGCUGGUGAGUAGCUUGAGGUUGGCUUAGCAGUCUUGUUCUCUUGGGUGUGGGGGCCAUCGUAAUAUGGCAUAGUUUCCCGCCCUUGAGCUCGACGGUGUUUGUAGGGUCUAGUUGUCUUUCUGGGUGUUUGAAGUGGGUGCCUGUAAUGGCGCCGCCUGGUUGCUGGACGGAUCCACGUGGCCACCAGUUUCACUGCCCGGCGGUAAGCCAUUCCACGCUCACUCAGCAUAGACCAGAGUCUCUCACAGAGUUGGUCGAAGUCCCCCAGGGGGUCCGUGGUUGGUUGUGCUUGUGUGCUUUGUUUUUGGGGCCUUCGCUUGGCGGCCAUCUUUGCUGCUUCUCAAUGACCCAGUGAUAGCUGGUGCUGUGCCUGCUGUGGAGGACAGUCACCUCUGGGUUUUAGUCGCUGUGUCUCAGGCUUUUGUUGCCGGGAUAUCCCUCUCCGGCGGGGGGGGGGAGGAAGUAUGCCGAGGAGACCUCCAGGUGAGUGGCUGCAGUAUCUCACUUUGGCUGAGUAGGCCUCUAGCAGGCCUCGGGUCUAUCCCCGGCUAGAAGCCUCUGAUUUCGGUCGGGAUGCUUGGCUCUUGGCUCUGCAAUGUAAGGUCUCCCUUUUCCAGGUCGCUUAACCAUCGAUUUUGUGGGUUUUAGCCGUGAUUUUGGCUGUUUUGGAGCGUUUUUACACGGAGCUAGUCUCCAGUGCAACCUCUCAGCAUGGCCGCUUAGCUCCGCCCCCCAUAAUAUCGUUUUCUUUAACUGGGGGGUGUGUGUAUAUUUAUUUUAACAUGUCUAAUAUUUUUAUUUUUAAUACUUCCCAUCAGCAUGUCUAAUAUUUCAGACAGUCCCCCUGCUGGCAGAUCCACAGCCAGCUAUAGGGGGCCAUGUGAUCGCUCUUUGAGAGCGAUCACUUGGCCCCCGGGGGCCUCAUUUGCCGGGGGAAGGCUGCCUGGGCUGUUGGGCAGCCCUCCAGAAAAGGAUUGCGGCGGAGGUAAGUCCACUGGACCUCCAGGGAUAGAAAGCCGUUACGGCGUUCUAUGCCGCCGCAACGGCUUUAAAGCCCUUUUAAUGCGGGACGGCAUAGAACGCCGUAACGGCGUUAAGGGGUUAAUCUUUGUCUAUGCAGUUUCUUGUCACAGAACAGGUUUUAAACUUGAGUGUGGGUGUUACAUUAGUUUCAUCGGGUAAAGGGACAGAAGGGAAGUAAGACUAUAAUAGCUCCUAUUGCAAUUGACUAAAUUAUCUUAGCUGUAACAACUGCUAAAUCAGUAAAUAUAUCAAACGUUGAACAUGGCAUAACAGAUUCACUUUAAAGGGAAUCUGUUGUGCUUAACAGUACCCUUUGAAAAGCAGUAAAUUCCAUCUCUGCAUUGUGCUAAGUUUAUUUAAAUUCAAUAUUUCUCCUGCUUGUAAAUCAAUUCUUCAGCAUAGACUCUGUCGAUGAAUAGAAUGAUAAAGGAGAGCAGAAGAAACCACCUACAGGCGGUCCUGCAGGGCUCUCCAUGCUGUGGUUGCUAUGGUAACUUCCUAGCUGACCCUGCUAACGCUGGCUUAGGGAGUACAGGAACGAACUGACCUCACACAGUUCAAACUCGGGCAUACUGGCAAACUCAGUGUGCCGGCGUCAUAGGAGGUUUGCCCUCCGUGAGGAAGCGUUUUAAAGCAAGGCAAAUCAGAAACUACUGUGGGGGAUCGAGGGCAGACCAAAAGUGGGCAGUGCGGCAUGGGAACAGUGGGUAAGAUUCCCUUUAGGAUCUCUAGUUUUCUGCUUUGUACCAUAUGUUAGAUCUUUCUUUAAUUGAUAACUUCAAUUAAGCAUUUCUAGUGAUACUUUAUUUAAUUUUGCAGGAUCGGGUGUCUUAUUGUUUGUAUUUCAUGCAAACUUUUUUGGUAAAGAAGUUGUGGUGAGACUCUGUGGGCCAUGCAGUGUACAGGCGGUGGUAUUAAACGACAAAUUUCAACUCCCAAUAUUUUUGGUAAGUGUUUCAUUUUUCGUGUGUGUGUGUUAUACGGAUAGAUAGAGAUAUAUAUAUUAGUCCAGUGAUGUAAAAAACAGAUAAAAUUAGUAUCUUGGUAUCUUUUAAUACCUUUAUUUUUAUUGGACUAACAUAAUUUUUUAAUGACAAGCUUUCGGGAGAACCUCCCUUUCUCAAGUCUGAAGCAUUUCUGAGCAAGACACAUAUAGAAUUCAAAGCUGAGUUGUGAUACAGGGGUUUAAGCGACAUGAGUGUAGAAAUGACACAGGUUUGUUAGAAAAUAGACACCAUUUUUGCAGAGAGCUAUAAAUAUCUUUCUGAGAGCAGAGUGAGGGGGGAGAGAGGGAGAAGAAAAACAAUGGCGCACAUCUGCUGUGACUCCCUCUCUGGCUUCAAUGUCAAAAUACUUCUAUUGGAGCACCAGUGAUAGGCUGAGGGUGUUGAUGUUCUCAGCCUGUCACUGGCAUCGCAACAGAAAAUGUUUCCAAGCUGGAGAGGGAGGAAGGGGGUCAGCCAAAGGAAAGGCUUGUGCAUGCAAGCUGGGGCCGGAGAGGGAGCAAGAGUUUAAAUGUGUUCCAUAUCACAAUUAUGGCAUAGCCCUGAUUACCUGCCCUGCAAAACACUGGUGAUUCCCAGAAAUGUUCUGAGACUUUUCUUUUCUUCUCUUCUAGGAUGCCCACUUCAUUUAUUCCUUCAGUCCCAUUAAUGGUCAAAAUAAACUGUUUAUUAGAUUAUCAGAGGUACCAACAGCAAAGGUAAGCUGGGCAGGAUUUGUGUUUUGUUUUGCAUUUAUAUAUUUGUAAAUCUAAAUAAUAAUUGUGGCGAACUGGAAAAUUUAUUGUAAAAUCUGAAUAGGAAGGUUUUUCUUUUUUUUUUUUUUUUUGGAUUUUAAAUGAUUUCCCCAACCAGAGUGACUUAUUUUGCUGCGUUUUUUAUUUUUUUUAUUUUACGGUGACUUUCACUACUGGAUUGGACAGGAGCAUAUUUUAAUUCACAGACUGUUUUAGGUAUGUUAGGUGCAAUUCUUUCUGUGUGAUAACUAAUGUAAAUUACCGUUAGUGUUAGUAAGGAUUAAAUGCUGAUUUUAAUACUUUUUUGCAUUCUUUUUAUUGCAAACACCCAUUCGUACAAAUGGUAAAUCUCCCAUGUUUCUACCCACAGGUGAAGCUGCUAAUUUGUGCGUAUAGAGUUCAGCUGCAGUAAAUCAAGAUGCAUCUCCUGGCUCUCUCCUCCUUCCAUUUCAUACUCAAGUGGCAAUCCAUUUGGUGUGCUAAGAUACUGUAACAUAGAUGGGUCGAGCUUUGAAAGGACAAUCAACUUCUGGCAUUGUUUCAUGUCACUUACACAGUUGCAUAAUUUUAUUCUGAAUCUCAUUCAUUCUUUUUGGUUUCCAUUUAUUUGAGACAGUUUUAAUAAGGUGUGGACUAGUACCCACUACGCCAUAUUCUGUGCUUUACCAUCAAUAUGACAUGCUUUCGUAGCAAUUUGUCAUUCUGUGCCCUUACUCUAUUUCUGAAGUGUGGUUUUUUUUAGUUUUUUUUUUUUAUUAUUAAUAAUGAAGUCUCUGUACUAGACAGUUUUCCCUAGCACAAUGACAUUGUUAACUCUCGCACUUUUAGUAUUGAAUGAUGUGAGCUCAACAGCUGAGCUGUGACUGUGGUUCAAAGUGUUUUCGUGGACUGAUGUAGUGACCCCGUGGAAUGAGAAAAUGCUCCUGGAAUCCUUUUGCACAGAUAGAAUUGUCAUUCCUGGAUUUGCUAUAGAUAAAGCAUCCCAUCGUGGAAAUGGGAGAACUUUUAACUGCUCUUCUGAGCACCAGCGUUAUGCAGUGUUCAAGUCUGUACUUGUAACAAUUAGAAUUGUUACACACAACCAAGAUAAAAUAUUUAUCAUUGUUUCCCUGAGUUUCUACACUCUAGCUUAGACCCGAUGGUCAGGUAAAUAAACUGAUGGAAAUAUUUCCACAAUGUGGAAUGAUGCACAUUUAUGUCUGUUUUACAGUUUAUUAAUCUCUUGAAUAAUACUUAUGGUUAGUCAGCUUGCUUUUAACAUUAUUUGCUUUCCAAUAAAUGUGAUGGCCAGUGAUCAGCAAUUAUUUUGUUUGUAUGCAUAAUACAAGCAACAAAAGUAAGUUUCAUUCCUCUGGUCUCAUCCUGCCGGUCAGCAAGACCACAGUAAACAUGGCAAAACCACUUCAUUCACAAGACAGAAUCAUGUUGGACUGCUUGCUAAGACUUAAGGGGAGACAAUAGGCAUGCUUCACACAAAACGCUAUGUAAAUGCAUUUGCUAGGUUUUGAUUAACAAUGUUUCCACCCCCUUAGCCACACUUCUUCCUCUCUCAAAGCAUCCUUAUUUGGAGUACUUUGAAUAUGUGCUCAGCUAAUAGGUCCGUGUAAGCUGAGCUGCUAUUAUGUCCCUCCACAGCCAGUCACUAUUCUUAUAUUUUUAUUUGCACGAAGAUGGCUUUUUAUUUAAAAUAAAAUAUAAAGAUAAUUAAGAGUGCUAUAUGGUUCAGGGUUUGCCCAGUAUAGGAACCCAGGUUAUGUGAAUAUCCAUAGUUUAUAUUUUUGUAUAUUCGUAUUCCCAGUAUUUGGUUAUGUGUCAGUACAGUGCUUUACAACAUCUGUAAAAAUGCAUGAUAUUAACAUACUUAAAAUUGUAAAUUAAAUGUUACUGUCAAAGGUAACGCACUCCUAUAUGCAGCUUCUUCUAAUGUGUGUUUUUUUUUUAUUUUUUUGUUUUUUUUUCAGUUUUCAUACAAACAUCAUCAUGCAAACAAUUGUAACUUUAAAUAACUGUUUGUUGACAGCAGAUCAAAGCAGGAGGGGAACUAUGGAAAUUCAUAGAAUAAAGGGAGAGAGGGGAAGUUAUUUCUGGGGAAAAGUUAGUCAUGUAGAG